CACACUUGAAACAGGACCUACAAGCUUACCAAGAACGCGCUCAUAGGCCUCCAGGAUGAUCACGAAACUUCUCCCACUCAUCUGCCUAAUAUUCCUGAUCUCCAUAGAAUCAAUGGAAUGCCGACGCAUAGUGGGCGGCAGCGAUGGCAGAAUAGACCAGUUUCCAUACCAAGUGUCGAUCCGUCAUUACAACGAGAGCCACUGCGGCGCAGCGAUAAUCGACGAAUGGCACAUUCUCACCGCGGCUCACUGUGUUGGCAGUGUACUCGUUCCACCCUUCGAAGGAGUCACUGUGCAUACCGGUACCGAUAGUAUUUUAGAGGAAGGACACGUGCACCGGAUUGCCAGAGUUGACGCUCAUCCUGGAUACGACAACUCGCCUGGGCAGAAUAACGACAUCGCUGUCAUCACGCUGGAAAAUCCGAUAAUCUUCGACGCCAACCAGCAAAAGAUCCGGUUACCAACGGAAGACAUUCAGGGCGGCGAAGUAGCUGUGGUCACCGGUUGGGGCUACACUUCUGCUGACAACUGGACGAUUCCGGUGCAGUUGCAAAAGGCCCAGAUGCGGCUGCUACCAAGUUUCGAAUGUCACAAGCGUUUGCUCAGUCCCAUAACAGAUAAGCAAGUCUGUGCGCUUCAGAGAGAGGGAGUUGGUUCUUGCAUGGGUGAUAGCGGUGGACCUUUGGCAGCCAACGGUGUGCUCGUUGGGAUCACCUCGUGGGGUAUACCCUGUGGUCUGGGCUAUCCCGACGUGUAUACCAAAGUCUACGCGUACAAGGAAUUCAUCGAGUCGGUUUUAGAAGCUACUGAUGUCAAUCCAAUCAUAGACGUAAAUCUGUCUCGUCAUUGAUACACUUCACAAGUUUAGUUGUUUCGUGGAAAUACAAAAUUGAAGAAAAAUAUUAUAAUAUGCUUAAAAUUGUAUAAGAGUUUGUGUUUUUG
Molecule: messenger RNA, 942 nt
Organism: Nasonia vitripennis (jewel wasp)
Lineage: Eukaryota; Metazoa; Arthropoda; Insecta; Hymenoptera; Pteromalidae
Gene: SP135
Product: serine protease 135
Biological process (GO): proteolysis
Molecular function (GO): serine-type endopeptidase activity
Source: RefSeq, marked validated